Molecule: messenger RNA, 2052 nt
Organism: Huiozyma naganishii CBS 8797
Lineage: Eukaryota; Fungi; Ascomycota; Saccharomycetes; Saccharomycetales; Saccharomycetaceae
Exons: 1
Coding region: 1-2052 (683 amino acids)
Biological process (GO): translation
Molecular function (GO): GTP binding; GTPase activity
Source: RefSeq, a predicted model, not a curated record
AUGAUGGCUAAUAAUGGUGGUACCAGUGCGGGUACUCUGCAGGGGAAGCCCGUGUCUCGUUUGGAGCUUCUGGCGAGGGAGAGGGCUCAGAAACGUGCAGUAGGGACCGUCCCUGGGACGGAAGCGAAGGUUGUUGGGCAGACUGGGGACAACAAGCGUGUUGCGAUGCUGCAGAGGUUGCGGGAUGGUGCUGGUGCUGGUGCUGGUACUGGUACGGCGGGUAAACUCUCCCUGGGUGAACGGUUGCGGAUACAGCGGGAAACCGGACUCGAAGUUACGGGUUCCGUUCGGAACCUGCCGCCGAGGAGAGGGGUCACUCUGGCUGACAGAUUGAGGCGUAAUGCAGUACGCACGCCGAACCCUACGGUUACUAAACAAAGAGAACCCGUGCGGUCACGCUCGCCGUCGCGUAACAACGAGGAAGCAUUCGUGGGCGGGACCGCGGCACACGCAGAGGUGCUUACACAGUUCAUGCAAUUGACUCAACGGUGGUCGUUGCGGCAAAGACCUCACAUGGGGGAGCUUCUACCGGCGUCUUCACGGCGCGAUGCGCUUUUCCGCUCGAUAUCGAAGGCUCGCCAUCGCAACAAGAGGUACGCCACGUUGCUGCGCGGGCACCACGACGCAUUAUUCACAGUGAAUUUGCCCCAACAGCGGGCCGUGAGAGACGAGGUUAGUUUGCGGUUCUCCAAACCGAGUCCAGACGACAUAGUUCUCGAACAACAGGCCAAGGCGUUUGACGAGAUGUCCAAGGACUUGAAAGCGUUGCAAAUGGGCGCCGUCAAGGAAGAGCCAGCUGUCUCGCUGACUAAGGAAGAAGUAUCACAAAUGGCUUUGAAGGUAGUUCCUGCAACGAACGUGGUCGUUCUCGGCCAUACAGCUGCCGGGAAGACGACUCUACUGGGUCGUCUGCUGCAAGAUCUACACGCGGUAGGCAUCGAGGACGUCAGGGACGCCAAGCGGCAAUGCGAAAGGCGCAAAAUGGAGGACACCAACGCAUACCUUGUCUGGCUUGUAGAGCAAGGCGGUGACAGCGGCUCUCUCUACCACCAUGCAGUGACGUACAGGGAUCACAGUUACAAUUUCACCGUUGCUCCUAGCCGUGGCAAUGACACACAGCGGUUGGUCAGCGAGAUACCGCACAUGGAUAUGGCUAUCCUUGUUGUUGACUGCAGCACCGAUGGGUUUGAGAGUGGGUUUAAUCUGACGGGCCACACGAUAGAGCACGCCCUGCUUGCGAAGUACUCUGGGGUCAAGAAAUUGAUCGUUGCGAUGAACAAGCUGGACACUGUCGACUGGUACGUAGAACGAUACCGGGAGGUGGAGGCCCAAUUGCGUUUAUUCCUUACUGAGAUUGGGUACUCGGACGACCAGGUGUGCUGGGUACCUUGCGACAGCACGAGCGGUGCAACCGUAGCCCACAGAUCGAAAACGUGCGAAUGGUACAGUGGUCCGAGUCUAUUAGAGUGCGUUGUGGAGGACAUUCCCGCCAAUGAGACCACUGUUAACGAGGAGUUGCUACUGUGUGUAUCGCAAGUGCAAGAGGGUAAGCAACUGUGCGUUGAAGGGUGGGUUGGGCAAGGCCACGUUGCUAGGGGUGAGACAUUGGUCUCUGUGACCAACGACAGUCUAUUUACCGUGGCCCGUUUACAAGUGCGCCAGAGCGACGCAGUGUACACAUCCGCAGCUAUCGCGCUCCCCGGUCAGUAUGUGAAAUUACAGUUGAAAGUGACUCGCGGUGGUGUGAGUGUUAAUGAGUACUUGACAUGUGCGAAGGACGGUGUCUCUGCGGUCCCCCCAGCACGAGAACGGUACCUGGAGUUGCAACUUCUCGAGGUAUUCAAAUGCGAUAUCCGGGUUGGGAUGGAACUGAAAUUGUUACGGGAGUUCCAGCGUGUUACCGUUCGAGUCUGUGAGAUCAGUGACCGCGGUUUUAUCCGUUGCGAGGUCACUGAUGACUCAGGUGGUGUCACCGUGUUCAGACGGCUCGAAAACCGCUUUUACGUUACGUGCGAGGGCAGGACCGUUGGGGUUUGCCGAUUGGUACGAUGA